Molecule: messenger RNA, 564 nt
Organism: Benincasa hispida (wax gourd)
Lineage: Eukaryota; Viridiplantae; Streptophyta; Magnoliopsida; Cucurbitales; Cucurbitaceae
Source: RefSeq, a predicted model, not a curated record
AUGGCCGAUCAGCCUUCCCAUCCAUCCUCUUCACCCUCAUCACCCUCACAAGCCCAAAUCAUUGCAAGAGUGGCGGCAUUCCUCGCAGCAAGCCACCGUCUCGCUGCCCAACCAAAACCCAUCCCUCGAAUCACCGGAAAACCUCGGAAAAAGCUUGUAGCAGUCGAACCACUCCGCAUUAGAGAGGGGCAGAGCACGAAGAGUGCCCCACUCCCAACACUGUCUUCUGAAAAAUCCUAUGAGGGACCCAUCAGGGUUGCUUUGGAGGAAGUGGUGGCGAAGAAGCAGCCUGAAAUGGCUGAGGAGAAAAAGAAGAAGAAGAAGAAGAUCAAGGAAAAGAGGGCUAAAGGAGAUGAGGAAACCCAUCCAAUCAAGAAGAAAGAAAGAAGAACGAGUGAGAAGAGGGAACGCAGGCGGGAGGAGAAGCACCUGAAGAAGAAGGAAAAGAAGAGAAAGAGGGCUGAGAGCCCAGAAAUCGAUGGAGAAUCCACUCCGCAAGGGUGGAUAAGGGGGAAUCAGCACAACAAAAAGAAUCAAUGCAACCUGAGGAGGAAACAACACUAA